Messenger RNA from Schistocerca nitens (vagrant locust), 4193 nucleotides. It is a transcript of the gene TfIIS, whose product is annotated as transcription elongation factor S-II. Lineage: Eukaryota; Metazoa; Arthropoda; Insecta; Orthoptera; Acrididae. Gene Ontology annotation, cellular component: nucleus. Gene Ontology annotation, biological process: transcription elongation by RNA polymerase II; DNA-templated transcription. The transcript is spliced from 6 exons. The record is from RefSeq and is a predicted model, not a curated record. The coding region runs from base 560 to 1303 and encodes 247 amino acids. Gene Ontology annotation, molecular function: nucleic acid binding; zinc ion binding.
ACGAAUUCCAUUGCCAGAGGAGUUUGUGCGUUUUAUGUUUCACUGAAACUACAAAUCUGGUGUAGAAGUAGCCCCGUCAUUAAUAAUAUUCAAGAUACUAUAAUUUACCCCAAAUCUUAAUAAAUGCAUAAGCUUAAUAUACGAUCUCAAGUCACCAUUCGAGGCUCAAUUGUACAUAUUUGUAUGAACGACUGUACAGUUUGAUAGUUCAUGUUGAAGAACCUGCCUGUUUGUAGGAUGGGGCCUACACAAUAAAUAAAUAAAACUAAAUACUGGUGUUAGUCUCAUCAACCUCAUCCCUACCUUAUGAUGAAAUGUGUUCGUUUUGAUAUUUCCCUUUAAUUCUGCCUGUACACUUUAUUGAGCAUGCUUCUUCCCCUUGUGUGGUGUUUUCCAUUUGUGUUUUUGUUCAUUCUCACUUAAAGACAUAGGAACAUCGACAGCUGCUCUUCCAUUAUGAAGUCCUCCAUGCAAGGGUCAGGAGCAAGCUUUAGACUUACUAAAAGUCUUACAGAAAUUGCCAGUGAACUUGGAGGUUUUGACAAAGACAAGGAUUGGUAUGACUGUUAAUGCCCUCCGAAAGUCUAGUACUGAUGAGGAAGUGAUAAGUCUUUCAAAGACUUUGAUAAAAAACUGGAAGAAGUUUCUUUCAGGAUCCAGUACACCAAACAGUAAAGAUUCGGGAAACAGUUCCAAAAAGACAAAAGAGAAAGAUGAGAAACCUAAGGAGACUGAAAACAAGGAAAAAGAAAAGGAGAAGAAGCAGCCUGUUCCAACGACAUUCCCUCCUGUGUCUUCAAAUACAACUGAUGCAGUUCGUCUAAAGUGUCGGGAAUUGCUUGCUGUGGCAAUUAGAGGGGAUGGUGAAAUUCCUGAGGGAUGUGCAACUCCAGAAGAACUGGCUGAGGAACUAGAAGAAGCCGUCUUUCACGAGUUUCGCAACACUGAUAUGCGAUAUAAAAACAGAAUACGUAGCAGAGUUGCAAAUCUAAAAGAUGUAAAAAAUCCUGGCCUCAGGAUGAAUUUCCUUGUGGGGGUCAUAUCUGCCAAUAAAUUAGCUGUAAUGACAGCAGAGGAAAUGGCAAGUGAUGAGAUGAAGAGCUUAAGGAACAAGUUCUUGAAGGAGUCUAUCAAUGAUGCCCAGCUGGCUACUGUCCAGGGAACAAAGACAGACUUGUUGAAAUGUGGCAAGUGCAAGAAGAGGAAUUGUACAUAUAACCAGGUUCAGACAAGGAGUGCUGAUGAACCUAUGACAACAUUUGUGAUGUGUAAUGAAUGUGGAAACAGGUGGAAAUUUUGUUAAAAGAUCUCUCACAGUAAAACUACUUGAAAUGUUCGCAUGUUAAUUGCCCACGAAUGUUAGAGACCUAUAACUUGAAGCUAAAAUGUGUGUUCAUUAUCCUUCAGUAUGUUAAUGUCUCCAUUUUAUUGCUUAAAUGAUAAGACUUAAACAGUGUAAGAUGAUUGUACAAAUUUAACUUCAUUUCGGGUUGUGUGGUGCUAGAUUCACAUGACACGUUCAUGAUACUGAUCAAAACUGUCCAGAAUCAAUAUAAAUUAUAAACAAAUAUUCCACCAGUGAUUGAUAUUCACUUGUCAUCAGGUCGUACAUCUGUUGCAUAAAUGUUUCACUGUGGUGUGUAAGCUAUCGGAAGCACUCUAUAAACUUAUAAUUGUAUAAAAAAGAAUUCCAAAUAUGAUACAUGUUUGCAGCAUCAGGUCGCUUUUUGUUUUCACAAGUCGUCGUAUAAGUAAUGCAGUGGUGAGAUUGUGUAGCUUCAUAAACAAUUCUGCACUCGUUUAAAUGUAAUCAAGAAUGUGAUUCUUGUAGACCAAGACACUUUAGGGUUAAUGAAUACUGAUGACAUGCAGUAAGACAGAUUUACUGUACACUUUCACAUUUAUUAUUUGCUUUUCCGAUUUUUUGUUUUGUUUUUGAUGUUUGGUGGUAAUUUAAUAAUCUUCCAUUUCACUCCUCCUCCUCCCCCCCCCCCCCCCUCCCAUCCUUCCUCGCUCGCUCGCUCCCUCCCUCCCUCCCUCCCCAUUCAGCAUUAUUCUUCUAGAAAAGUAAAAGGAAAAUUCUGGGAAUUUAUGCUUCUACUUUUCCUUUCAAACAGUUGUUCUCAUUUCUGUAGCUGGUAUUUCUAUACCAGGUAGAGCUUUGUCUAUAAUCUUUUGUGUGUGUUUUGAGUGAAUAUUAAUGUUAUAAAGUCAUUACAUUUAUUGUAGUAACAAUAAAUUAAGAUACAUCUGUUGAAAUUGGAGAUCCUUGGAGGUCUUGGUGCUACAGUAGGCGUGCACCAGUUUGUGGUCUUGGAUACAUUUUGAUCAGAAAUCAUGCUUUUGAUGUAAAUACAGAUGUUGCUUUUUUGUGUACUCAUUGAUGACAAUUAUGUUUUAAUAAAAAUUUUUACAUACAUUGUUUUAAUCCCAAGAUGAACUUGUGAGCAAUGUAUCAGACACACUGUAUAAUAUUGAGAAUGACAUGUAGUUGUGUUAGCUAUUACAAAUAAUAUUACAUAGAGUGGGUUAACUGAGUUUUCAGUACCUUGUGCACUUUUGUUUGCUAUCAGCUCAUUGAACUCCGUAUCACAGUAUCAAUUUCUAUACAAUUUAAUGCCAAGUUCUGUGACAUCAGUGCUAAUGUGUUAGUUAAAUAUAAACUUCAAGGUCUGUGCUUCAAACACUUAUUUGAAUUUGCUUUUGUACAGUAACUCAGUAGAACUGUAACAUAAAAUAAAUUCUUUACUUUGUAUUUUGCUUUGACCUAGUAAGAAAAGACAAUGUUUUGCUGCCUUUUUGCUUGCCCCAAGAAAUACUAUCUUAAUUAUAAAUAUAAAAUGUCAAACUGUAAUUUCAGUGUAUUACAUCAGCUGUAAUUGCAAGACACUGCACUAAGCAAAAUCUGGUCUGGGAAAUAUUUUAAGUAAGACUGAUGUGAGACUGAUCCGUGUUAAUGAAUGUCUAGAAUAUGCUAGAAAUGGCAGCCAUUGACAGCAGUGCUUGAUUUCCCAAGUGAGAGACAGGCAUAACAGCUCUGCUUGAGUGAUAGCAGGAUAGCAUUUCAGUGUUCUGCUGUAGCUCUUUGAGUGUGCGCAGAUUAUCUGAGUACUGUUGACCCUUAAAUUAACCUCACAGGUAAAAAUUGCAGGGACAGAUGUCAGGCGAUUGAGAUGACCAGAAGAUUGCACUGUCUCCGCUGAUUGUCCUUUCCUCACUGGACAUCUCAUGCACUCGUGACAAAGUUGUCAAGACAGUGUAUGCUGUUGCUCCAUCUUGCUGAAAAUAUCCAUAUAGUCUUUAUAGAUGUCUGUGAGUUGAUUCAAAUGUGGAUUAAACACUUUCUGGGCAUACUGAUCAGCAUUAAUAACAGUGUGGUGAAAGAAUCGUAUUAUAAUGCAGACACCAAUUGUUGCACACCAGGCGGAAAUCUUGAUAUUAGGCAGUUGGCUUCGAAGUACUGAAGGGAUUUUCUGAUGCAUAAUGAUGUGUAUUCUGGGAGUUCACAUAACUUGAUGAUGAACCAAGCCUCAUCUGGAGAAAUAUAAAACAGACUCCAAAAGUCUGAAUUCCACUUCCCUCAGGAACCACCAACAGAACUUAACUUGCAAAGUUCAUGUGGAUGCUUUAACUAAUGCACAACAAUAAAUUGUAAGGCUACAGAAGCAGGUCAUUUUUGCGAUGACAAUCUUAUUAACUCCCACUUGCACAGAUAAAUGGCAUUGACAUUUUGUUGGACUUUCUUCCACCCGUGCAGUGUUUUCUAGUGUUCAAACACUUUUUCAGAUAAUUUCAGUUUUUAUUCUCGUUGGGGCAUUUUUUGUGCCACUAAGCUUUGCGUUGCAAACUUUUUGGGAGGUUUUGCCAAAACACUCCCAUCUUAAAUUUCAGUGCUAACAGUUCUGCAUGCAUUUUCCAUGAAUUGUGCUUUGCAUAACAAAUGGCAAUGAACUCAUGCUGUUUUAUCGUGAGCACCAAUUUUUUGUUGCAUUCAGUUGGCCACUAAAUACAUCUGCUCCUCUCACUCACUCAGACACAACAGCGAAAUACUGAGGAGCAAGCAAGUGGGAGAAGCACAUGUGCAGAUGUGUGACUAGUUGAUUGGUACAUUGAAAUUGGGGUUUCCAGCAUUUUGUGUAAUGGGAAUUUCUCCUGUUCAUUAAUGAGUGUCAACUAUGUUUUGGUCUUGUAAA